CGACUUCGCACACUUUGUCGAAAUCCACCACCCAGGGCAGUUGCGCUCCGCGAAUCGCGAAUCCCACCUGGACCCUUUUCUCGACCGAGCUCUCGCACAAUGGGUCUUUUCAUCCUCUCGGAAACCGCGGCGGGUUACGUCCUUCUCAAGUCCAAGGACAAGAAGCUCUUGGGCGGAGACACAAAGGAUUCCUCGAGCGUCGUCGAGCAGCUCAAGCUCAAGAAAUUCGCCAAAUUUGGCAGCGCCGUCGAUGCGCUGGAGCAGGCCGCGGCUCUGCACGAUGGCAAGGUCACGCCCAUGCUGUCGUCGCUGCUCAACGAACUGAAGGACGAGACCAAGGCUACUUUGGCUGUUGCCGACCCCAAGCUCUCCAAUUCCAUUGCCCAGCUUCCGGGCCUUUCCCUCAAGACGGUCUCAGACUCGUCCACACAGGACGUAUUCCGUGCCGUCCGCGAGCACUUGACAUCGCUUCUGCCCGACCUCCUCCCCUCUGAGGAAGCCGCGACUCGAUUGGGUCUGGCCCACUCUUUGUCGCGACACAAGCUGCGCUUCUCUCCCGACAAGGUUGACACCAUGAUUAUUCAGAGCAUUGCUUCUCUCGACGUGCUGGACAAGCAGCUCAACACCUACGCCAUGCGAGUCAAGGAGUGGUACGGCUGGCAUUUCCCAGAACUGGCCAAGAUUCUCAACGACAACCUCGCGUACUCUCGUGUCGUUUUGAAGAUGGGCUUCCGAACCAACGCUCGCCAAAGCGACCUCUCGGAGAUUCUGCCAGAAGAGAUUGAGGCGGCUGUGAAGGCGGCUGCAGAAAUCUCCAUGGGUACUGAAAUCACGGAGGAAGACUUGGAAACCACCUCUGCUCUUGCCGAGCAGGUUGUGGACUUGACUGAGCACCGCCAAAACCUUGGCAACUACCUGUCGAACCGCAUGCAGGCUCUUGCUCCUAACCUGACUGCUCUUGUCGGCGAGCUUGUUGGUGCGCGCCUGAUUGCCCACGCUGGAUCUCUGAUGAACCUCGCCAAGUCGCCUGGUUCCACCAUUCAAAUUCUCGGUGCUGAGAAGGCCCUCUUCCGUGCCCUCAAGACCAAGCACGACACACCCAAAUACGGUCUCAUCUACCAUGCAUCUCUUAUCGGCCAGGCUACUGGAAAGAACAAGGGAAAGAUUGCUCGUAUGCUCGCCGCAAAGUCCGCUUUGGGUCUGCGUGUCGACGCCCUCAGCACCUGGGGUGUUUCGUCAGAAGACACAUCCAAGGAACCUACCGAAGAAGAGAAGUCCCAGGUUGGUCGCGAUGCUCGCCUGACGAUCGAGAGGAGACUUCGCGCACUCGAGGGCAAGCCACUGAAGAGCCUGGCCAAUGCCAACCAGACUGCGCUUGGUGGACAAAAGAAGUGGGAAGUCAAGGAGGCGCGAAAGUACAACCCAGACGCCGAUGGUCUUACUGGCGACGAGCCUGCUGCCGAUGCGCCCAAGUCAAGCAAGGCAAACGGCACACCCAAGAAGCUGGUACAAGAAGUCGACAGCGACGGAGACGAGAGCAUGGCCGACGCCGACGCCGCUUCAGGGUCAGACUCGGAGCCAGAAGAGAAGAAGAGCGGAAAGGGAGACAAGGCAUCCAAGAAGGCCGAAAAGGAAGCCAAGAAGGCACGGAAAGCGGAGCGUGCCGCAAAACGCGAGGCCAAGGCUGCAAAGAAGGCUGCGAAGGAGGCCAAGAAGGCGGAGAAAGAAAGCAAGGACAGCAAGAAGCGGAAAGCCGACGAUGGCGAAGACAAAGCGGAGAAGAAGAAAAAGAAGAAGAGCAAGGACUAGAUGCGCGCGCCCUUGAUGACGUAGAGGGGCGGCGAUUGUGUGUAUCUGUAGCCAUUUGCGACCACACAAAACGGACUUUAGGGCGUUUGUACUGGGUUUGAGCUUGUCAUGUUCUGGGCGAGUGGCGCAUUAUGGGUGUGUGGGCAUUUUUAUCGUGUAGUUUUACCUUUGAAAAGGUCCUUUUUCACGUUGCAUGAUGG
Messenger RNA from Exserohilum turcica Et28A, 2009 nucleotides. RefSeq lists its product as uncharacterized. The record is from RefSeq and is a predicted model, not a curated record. The transcript has 5 exons. Gene Ontology annotation, molecular function: snoRNA binding. The coding region runs from base 100 to 1809 and encodes 569 amino acids. Lineage: Eukaryota; Fungi; Ascomycota; Dothideomycetes; Pleosporales; Pleosporaceae. Gene Ontology annotation, cellular component: small-subunit processome; box C/D methylation guide snoRNP complex.